AGCACAAGUCUCAAACAAAUUCAGAAGCUGCAGACAAACCCCGUUCGAGAAAAAUAUAAUAAAAUUAAAAAAGUGAUAGCCACAGAGGUAAAACCCUACAGUAAUGCCGCACUUUGACCCCAGUGGCCAAACGUACCGCCGGCGGAUUUUCCUUCGUCGGAACCUCGAUCUGGGUCACCACCAUGCCGGUGACUUUUCGGAGGAGGAGGAGGAUCCCCGACAACGGGGCAUCCUGCGGAGCACCAGCUGCCGGCGAUAUCGCGAGCGACUUCGCUCCAGCCGCCAGUCGCAGCUCCUGCAAGGACUUGCCAUCCUGGCGACGGUGGUCGUAGUCAUUGUCCUGAUGCUCUUACUCGGCGUGAAGAUGUCCAGCGAGCAGAUGGAUUUGCCCACACCUCAAGAGGAAGGCCUCUGGAUGGGCGCCCUUAGACUGAUGGGAUUGGAGCAGGAUGAUAAUCUGGCAGGAGAAUCGUAUGGGCAACAAAAUGACGGGUUCUGCAGUCCGCAGGCUCUGGAUUUGCGACGGAUCUUUCGGCACAUGGGCAGGGUGGUCCUUAACCAGGAGCAGGCGUUGGCCCGCAUGGAAAGGGCGUUGGGCGGCUCGGGGCUUUUCCGAUCGGUGGCUCUGCUGGGACCGCCGGGAGUGGGAAAAACGCUGGCGGCCAAUGCCCUGCGACACGCAUUUCCCUGGCCGGAAAAUGCCCACUCGUACUCCUGGAGCACCCAAGUGCCCGAUGAGGCGAACAAGUUCCGACUGGUGAGGCAGUUCGUCGACGGCCUGUCCGAUUGCGGGGUGAAUCUGCUGAUCAUCGACAACCUGGCGACCUGCGACCACGGACUGGUGCCCAUCUACAAUCGACUGAUACUGGACCGCGAGGGCGAUCCGAAGCGGAAUCAAACGGUCCUGGUCGUCUACGUUUUCAAUCUGGAUUCGCAUCAGUACUGGGAGCAGUUCGAGUUGCUCCAGGAACUUCCGGCGGAGACGACCAUCGUGAACUUUCGCUUCUUCAAUCGCGAUGAUCUGCAGGAUUGCCUGGCCAGUGAGUUGAAGAGGGAGCAGCGGUCACUCAGCAGGGAAAAGGAGUCUCUGGUACUCCAGGAAGCCAUGGAGAGCAUCCAAGCCUCGGGAUGCAAAAGCCUGCGCCUGCUGAUAAUGCAGAACGGAGCCAAAUCAUAAAGUUAAUAUCGUGUGUGUACCGGUAACCCCUCAUCUCAAUCUUUCUCCUUUGGCAACGUUUCAAAAUGUAAUUUCUUGUGUUCAUUCGUAGUAACUUGUUAUGGAUUUUAUGGCUUCAUUCUGAAGAGAAAUGAAUAAUUUAUAAAAUUAUGUUUGGGUCUAGCCUUAAGUAAAGAAACAAAUUAAAAAUA
Messenger RNA from Drosophila takahashii, 1368 nucleotides. RefSeq lists its product as uncharacterized. The record is from RefSeq and is a predicted model, not a curated record. Lineage: Eukaryota; Metazoa; Arthropoda; Insecta; Diptera; Drosophilidae.